AUUAUUUCAGGGAAUAAUGUUUAUAAAAUGACAGUAUCUUAUACUGGUGAUGUGGCGAACGCAAGCGCAUUCGGAUGCUUUUCUAAGAUCUUGCUCCGAUGGCGUGGAUCUGUGUACAAGCUUGUGUUCAAGGAACUGCUGGCCUACACCGUCAUGUACAUGAUCAUCAACCUCACAUACAGAACUGUUCUUAUCCGUUACAGUGAAGAUUGUGACCAAACCCUGCCCAGCUGCGAACGGUGGAGAAGCCGCAGAGAAUUGUUUGAGUCCUUCCGUAUGUAUGUAAACCACAGUCUGAAGACAAUCCCUCUCACAUUCGUUCUAGGAUUCUAUGUCAGUUUGGUUUUAAAACGAUGGUGGUUGCAGUACAAUACGCUUCCCUGGCCAGAUUCUUUUGCUAUUAUGCUGGUGGGAGCAUUCAAGGUUGAAAAUGAUGACAAGGGUCGAAUGAUAAGAAGAAAUCUUAUCAGAUAUGUUACUCUAGCAUACUGUAUUGCACUCAGGACUGUGAGUUUUCGCCUGAAGAAAAGGUUCCCAACCCUAGAGCAUCUGGUUCAUGCAGGAAUAAUGCGUCCUGAUGAAUUCAAGCUCUACCAUAUUCUUGAUCAGUGCCUGACAAAGUUCCAGAAACUGGAUGAGAAGGUAGUUGCCAACAAAUGGUUCCUUCCUCUGGUUUGGUGUGCUAAGAUGAUCGGAGAGGGAGUAGAAAAUGGAAAUAUUGAAGCUCCUAAUGGUGCAACAGUGAUGGACGAGAUUGGGAAAAUCCGCCAAAAACUAACUACAAUUCUGACAUAUGAUUGGAUAUCUGUACCCCUGGUGUACACUCAGGUUGUAACACUGGCGGUCUACUUUUACUUUAUCGGGGCCCUCUUCGGAUCUCAAUGGGUUUCACCUGCGACUGAUGAGGCCAGCACUAUGAUUUACAAAACGUCUGGACGCUUGGAUUUAUUCUAUCCAUUCUUCCUGAGUCUUCAGUUCGCCUUCUUCAUAGGAUGGUUGAAGGUUGCAGAAACCCUCAUCAACCCCUUCGGAGAAGAUGAUGAUGAUUUUGAACUGAACCGACUUAUUGACAGACAUCUACAGGUUGGUUUUCUGAUCUGUGAUCCGACUGCAGAAAAGCCGGAUCUACUCAAAGAUAAAUAUUGGGACGAUACAAUCCCGAAUGAGAUGCUCUACACUGUUGGUUCAAUAGGGGAGAGAGAUGUAGAGUUUCAGGGUUCAGCUGAGAUUACUCUCAAUGUUGAUCAGAGUGAAAGAUUGUACUCCGAUCUUUCUGUUCCUAAUCCUCUCAGAAAGCGGGUUAACUCCAAUGAAACGAUCUAUGAGAGUAUACGAUCUAGAAACUUCACCAGCAAACCCCGUAAACUCUCCAACCUAUCCAACCUACUCUGGAAGAAAAAGGAAAGACCCAGCUCCAGGAAGAGCUCCCGUAGCUCAGAUCCAGGACGCCUUCAAGUUCUUCCUGCUCUUGUUCUCCGUCCUGCUCUUCCUGCUCUUAAUUCUUCUCCUUCUCUCCCGGCGCAGAAUCGACACCGUCCUGAGCUCCCUGAGCUGAUAUCCGUCCCGUCCAAGGAUUCAGGGUUCAAUCUCUCCGAUAUAGAAAUGAGAGAAACGUACAGCAUUGUAUAAAAAGAAUAUUUUGUUAUAAAAGGGACAGUAGACUUAAUUUCAAGUGAACAUACGUUUAUAGAGUGGCAUGUCUGAUUUGCACCAGUACCCUUUAAACCUUUGGUUUGAUCAAGUACAAAGGUAUUAUUCCUAU
Messenger RNA from Eurytemora carolleeae, 1762 nucleotides. RefSeq names its product bestrophin-4. Gene Ontology annotation, molecular function: chloride channel activity. The transcript has 16 exons. Lineage: Eukaryota; Metazoa; Arthropoda; Copepoda; Calanoida; Temoridae. Bases 28 to 1629 code for a protein of 533 amino acids. The record is from RefSeq and is a predicted model, not a curated record.